UAUAAAUAUUAAGUACCUUCACCUUACAGCAGGCCAGCUCGAUCGAAUCGCCACUCGCCAGUUGCAUAUACCAUACAUGGAGCUCUGCAAACUGCUCCUGCUACUCACUAUCCUUGCUUUCUCCCUGUUUCUCUCUUCUCUUGCUACUCCACAUGCAUCAGCAAGUGUUGAACAAAUUGGUAACCCUAAAGCGGUCCUCAACUUCGUAGACAAGGCGAGCAGGGUGGAUGUGAGUUCGCAGAGGGGGCUGAAGUUGGAAGAAGACGAUGAGUCGGUGUGGCUGCUAAGUACAAGACGAAUGGGUGCGGAGGAAGAGGAUUAUUCCGGCACCGGCGCCAACACCCGCCAUGAUCCAAACCCUCCCGGAAACAAUGAUUAAGAUCAGAGUUGAUCCAUCUGUCAUCCGUUGUAAGAUAAAGAUAGAUUUAGAUCAGAGCUGGAUCCUGUCUCUUACGGGUUACCCCUCAGAUUAUAUCCGUUUCACCUGUUUAAUUGGAAAAAUUAUCCUUUUUUUUUUAAUGAUUUGUGCUAUUAAAAAUCAUACUAUAUACUCUGUAGUCUGUAAUAUACUCAUACAAAGUGAUUGCAUAGUUGUGUAUCCCCCCGUGUAUACUAUCUAUAUCUUCUUAUUCUUUCAGAAA
This is a messenger RNA of Ipomoea triloba (trilobed morning glory), 641 nucleotides long. RefSeq lists its product as uncharacterized. Lineage: Eukaryota; Viridiplantae; Streptophyta; Magnoliopsida; Solanales; Convolvulaceae. The coding region runs from base 77 to 379 and encodes 100 amino acids. The record is from RefSeq and is a predicted model, not a curated record. The transcript has 3 exons.